AAGAUUCUCAAGCACGCAACAAUGUUUUUCUCUUGUUCAAUGCCAAACCUCGCUAUGGUUAUACCAGCGAUGGACCAUAUUGACACCACCUUCACCAACUGCAUCAUCAACAAGGCCCGUCUUCAGCCAGCCAUCCAUACUGCCCUCGGACUUGCAAAAACAACCCUC
Messenger RNA from Suillus paluster, 168 nucleotides. RefSeq lists its product as uncharacterized. The record is from RefSeq and is a predicted model, not a curated record. The transcript has a single exon. The annotation marks the transcript as partial. Lineage: Eukaryota; Fungi; Basidiomycota; Agaricomycetes; Boletales; Suillaceae.